Molecule: messenger RNA, 6335 nt
Organism: Porites evermanni
Lineage: Eukaryota; Metazoa; Cnidaria; Anthozoa; Scleractinia; Poritidae
Source: the annotation of a GenBank genome assembly
UACCUUGAUUGUGACCUUCAUUUGUUUGAUCUUGAUGAGCUUGAAUGUAAGUUUGAUGUGGUGUAUAUUGACCCUCCCCUGGAGGAGUAUCAGCGCCGUGCAUCUGGUACUACUUUUAACUGGAAACCAUGGACAUGGGAUGAGGUUUGUCAAUAAUUAUUUUUUGCCACUGCAGUGUUUCUAGCCCAAAGGAAAAAUAAACCCAGGAGGCACAUUAAUAUUUGACGUUUUUAUAUGUUACAGGUCAAAAUUAAAUUCAGGUUAAAUUUUUUAACCUUGGUUGAUUUUUUAUUUCUUUUGUCUUCUAGCCCUAAUUAUUUAUGAAUUAGGGCUAAGAGACAAAGAAAGUUGAGAAUCAACCUAGGUUAAAAUACUUCACCUAACCUGAAUUUAAUUUUGACCUGUAACAUAUAAUAUUGUUUACUCAUGGAAUUGACGAAAAAUAGAGAAAGAAAAAAUAUAUUGGGCAGGGUUCGGACAGAGUCUUGAAUUCUUGAAAAAGUCUUGACAUUUGCAAAGCAGUUUUCCAGAACUGGAAAAAGUCUGGAAAAUAGAGAUAAAGUCUGGAACAACGGUAAAAAGUCAGGAGUUUUUUAAAGCUACAUGUACAACAAGUGCUUAAUAAGUGAAUGUUUUCCCUGUGGUCAAAUCCUAUUCAAUUUCGCCCGUAGCCAAGACAUUUAAUCACAGAAUGAGAAGUUUCAUAACUCUCUUACGUCCGCGUUGCUAAGUUUAGGAAGGAGACCGCGACUGCCAGGACAAUAGGCAUAUCUCUGUUACUGAGGGUAUGCGACGUUAACUGCCACCAGGGGAGGUGAGAGGGGUGAAACUUCGAAGUCAUUUCCGCUAACUCCGUUGAACUGGCCAAGCCGCCGGCGGGAAAAAACCGUGCAAUUCUAAGUGAGAGCCACGAUGCCAUGUCACAAACGCACAGGCUCGACUGGACAGCAUUUAAACGAGUUUCUUAUUUCCCGCGUCACGGGUUAACUGUGUAUGCAUUGAGAACAGUGACAGCAUGGUCUCUAAUAUUGCAGCUUUUUAUUAAUUUCAACUUCUUAUUUUCACUAAAAAGAUAGCCAAACACACUUGCCCUUUUUGUUUGAAAUUGAUGGUUUGUAUAUUUUGUAGAUAAUGAAACUUGAAGUAGAAAAGGUUGCAGCACAACGCUCAUUCCUCUUUCUUUGGUGUGGCUCCCACGAAGGACUGAAUGAAGGCAGAAAGGUAAAACAACUGAACUUUCGCUCGAAAUAUCAACUUUUCAAUCCCCCAAUCAACUUUAUCAACUCAGUUAUAAUAUAUUGAUUUUGCCAAGGCUAAGGGCGAAGCUCCCGUUGGUGAAUUUUUAUAAUUUCCUUCAAACAAUAAACAUGUAACUAUUACAGAGAAAUCCUAUUAGAGUUGAGCCUGCGAUGAGUUGAAAACAAGUUACUUGUCAGGGGAUAACUUAAAAAAAGCGUAACCGCGAUGGGUCAACACCUCAGCCAGCGAGACUGGUUUUUGAUACUGGUCAGCGAAUACCUUGUUUUGACAGCUGUCAACUGACCACAACAUGGAUGUGCAAUAUUACGUCGCAAGCUCCUACACUAGCGAGAAAAUCUGACAUUUCACUUCGUUUCGCUGUGUUGCUGGCCGAAGGGCUUACAGUCACGUGACUACCAAAAUUUCUCGGAUGGAUAGGUAACCACUCUUGCUCUAACAUGGGGGCAAUGGAAAUAUUAAUGGGCUUUUACUUAAAGGGAACCUCCACUUCAGCAAAAAGAUAACUUUAAAUCACAGGAAAGAACUGUUACAGUCAAGUCAAUCUAAAAUAUUUUUAAAGAAAGCGUUUGUAUCCGAAAGAAAUAACUUUUAGAUUCGCCUAUUUUUGUUUUCAAAUUUUGCGGGCGUCGCCAUCUUGAAUAAUUGUGAAGUGUUACGGUUGCCCCAUUGUUAUUAAACAAAAGCUCUUUGUGUCAGAACAAUAGAGCAAUCGUAACACGACACAAUUAUUCAAGAUGGCGGCGCCCGCGAAAUUUGAAAGUGAAAAUAAGCGAUUUUAAAAUUCACUUUUCCUGAUAUAAACACUUUUUUUAAGGACAAAUUUCGAACAAAUUUGUUUAUCAACAUAAUUUUAUUCGAUUUAAACUUAUUCUGUAGUAAGAGUGGAGGUUCCCUUUAAAAAGCAGUUAUGUCACAAUCUUGGAUUGAAUUUACUCCCUGCUCUGGGUUAAUGUUAACCGGCUUUCGAAGAACGGGGCUCUUCCAUGACGAGCGCCCGAAAGCCGCCAUACCGAAGAAUUCCUUCGUCAGGCAUUGUGUUAUUUUAUUGUUUUAGCAGUAAUCGCCCUCUCACUCUGCUUGAAACCCUCCAAGAGUAAGAAAGAUUCCUUUAUGCCUCUACACUAAAGCAAAGAAAGUGCUUCCCACAAGUUAUUUUUCUUCUUCUCAACUAGUGCUUAAGAAAGUGGGGAUUCCGUCGUUGCGAGGACAUUUGCUGGAUCAAAACAAACAAAACCAAUCCUGGAAACACCAAAUACCUUGAACCUGAUGCUAUAUUUCAACACACUAAGGAGCACUGUCUGAUGGGAAUCAAAGGAACCGUCAGAAGAAGCACUGACGGAGACUUCAUCCACGCUAACGUUGAUAUUGACCUUGUUAUCACAGAAGAGGUAAAUUGUGCAGUUCACUAGUUCUUAUUGCUCGGUCGCUAAUUACUAAAGAUAAUUGUAGAGUUCCUUAAAGGGACUAUAUCAUGCUGUAUGCUAUCUUUUUAAAAAGCUAAUUCGUGUUUUGCAUUGAUUGAAUUCUAAAAAUAAUGGUCCGGUUUUGUUAUUUAAGAAUCUGCUUCUUGUCGCCUGUUGCAAGGGAUAGCAAGGAUGGACAUGGAUUGAAAAUUGAAAAAGUUAGGCCAACUUUUUCAAGUUUUAAUGCCAUACCUGCCAGUUGCACUAAGAGGUCACGUGACCAAUGCUUCCUUUAAACGAUGAGUUGGAAUCUUGGUGAUGCCAAAAAUUGACAGAGCACAUAAAAAUUAUCUUAAACCCGAAAUUUGAGAGGAAACGCAUUUAAGGGAGAUAUUUAAUGGCACUUUGAUUUUUCAACAAAAGCAGUAUGAUUUGUAUUGGCCGCCAUGUUGGAAGGCAUACUCUUGCCCUCCAACAUGGCGGCCAAAACUACUUUUUGCUUAUAUCUUGUUAAACGUUUGAUAGUUACGCUCAGAUGUGCUGUAAACGUUACCACAUCAUCUUUUCAACAUUUCCCUUGAACUUUAAGUGCAAAAUUUGUGUUCAGAAAGAUGUAAUUCCUAAUUUUAAAAAUCACAUUUUGGUCACGUGACCAGCUACGGAACUUACUCAUUUUAAGAAAAUGGUGCAGGUUUGACAAACCAAAUCACUAUUAUUUUGUUUAAGAUAUGACCCACUAAUCGUUUUUGGAAGGCAAAAUCAUAUAACUUUCAUUUUCAUAAAAACGAUGUCACAUGACCUCUUAGUGCAAAUGGCGGUUAGCACUCCCCGAUAAGAUUUGUUUGAUUUUUUUUUGUAUAAUUUUACAGGAAUAUUUUGGGUUUGUGGGUAAAAGAACUAAGUCAUGUCUUUAACUCAGAAUUGACUUAGAACAGGAAUAUGCUAGUGACAUAGCUCCUUUAAGUUAGAUUUAAUAUAUUUAUUCGAAUGCGCGUUGCCACAUGGCAGUGAAGUAUUCACCAGUCAGGUGUAAAUCUGCUUUCUUUACGUUCAAGCUUCAUCGCGAUUAUUUAAUCAUCUUGGUCGUCUCGAGCGCCUCGAUUUUUUGGGACAAUCGAGGCCAUGCGGACGAUUAUGGAGAAACCGGACCGUAUAAAAAUUCAAUCUAGGGGAUGGUCAUAAUACUCCCAAUACCCCGCCUACCCAGGCGUUUCUUGGGAUUUUCGGAAAAGUAGCGGCGCCAGUGGUCAUAGGAAUUUUUUUGGUGUAAAGCGAGUAGGACCAUGGGAAAGCUUCAAAAGCGCAAAGGCACAUGGGAAGGCUCAACAUGAACAGCGAAACAUCGCUUCCCGUAUAUCGUCCUUCACAUAACCAUGUGCACCGCGACUAGUGCCGAAAAUUCCAGCAUUGCAUGUAAGAUGUUGUAAGACACCGCCGUCGUCGUUCCUCAAUCGUCUCCUUUUAAGACUGUUUUCGAUAUGAUCACUAAGAUCUUAGGCCAGCGUUCUAAAAGAUAGAAGCGAUCAUAUAAAAGCUAGCCUGUUGGGCCCUUUGUAUUAAUCCUGACCGCGAAAAGGAUCGCGCCAAGUAAGUUUUGCCAGGGUAAUUCCGGUCCAUUUGAUCAUGUUUUGUAUCAUAAAGGGAAAUGUCAGCUACUAUGGGUCAGCCAAUGGGUCGAGGAACUUAAAAAGAGCUGUUAUCGAGCGUCUGAAUCUUACCGUAACUGUAAUGGUACUUGAGACUGUUUAUGUUAAAACAGCCUGCCGAGAGGCCCUCUUAGCAACGAUUUGUGAACUGUGCUUCUUGAUUUAUUAAGGCAAUGUGUAAUAAUGUGUAGUUCUAGAAAAUAUUCAUACCCCUACCCCCCACGGAGGUCACUUUUGCUUUAGACCCCUCACCCCCUGGAGAGCUUGUCAUAUCCCCCCACCCGCUAGAAUUUGCGUAAUUUUUCAACUUGGUUGGGUUCCUCCUGGAAAGAAUAUUGCACUAAAUAAUGUUUUUGCACUAUAUUAUGUGAAAGAUAAUUUUUCCCUCCCUCGGAAUAUCCAUUGCUCUCCGUGGGGGGGAGGGGCUAGGAUAUUUUCUCGAACUACAAAAUACAGUAAAUACUCAUGACGAUUACGUUGAUCUGUUACCGAUUUAUAGCCACCUCUUGGGAGUACAGAAAAACCGACUGAAAUAUUCCAUAUAAUGGAGCACUUCUGCCUAGGGCGGCGCCGGCUUCAUUUGUUUGGUAGCGAUGACACUUUAAGACCAGGUAAUGUUUAUCAGGUAUUGUUAUAAUUUUUUCUUUGAAUUUGUUGAAAAUAGUAUAACUAUGUUCGAGCAAAAUAUACAAAUAAUUCAGUACUAGAAUAAAAUCGAUGUGUCAGAGAGGAGAACAAAGGGUCACAUCUGCGUAACUAGGCAUUAGUAUAACGAAAGAAAGAGCACUAUAACUUUAUACUAACUUAUAAUUAAUAUCAAUUAAAUUGAAAGUAGAAUAUCGUAAAUCCUCCAUAAAGCCUCCUCACCCAAAUAGGCCCCCUCUCUAAUGAGUCCCGCUUUUCCGAGGAAGAAAGUAAAUGAUCCUCCCUCUCUUUUAAGCCAUCCCCCAUCACCUCCCACCCUUAUUAUUUUUAACUAAUAAAGGAGACUGUAUUAUUCGAUCAUGACUAAAACUUCAUUUAGACUGACCCGGGAUGGUUUAUUUACGUGUUGAAAGUUCGGAUUUGUUUCUGAUCCUCGGCUGCAUGACCUCCACCUUCUUGUACUUGAGCUUUUCCACUUCGUAUUCUAGUUCUGUACGGAGAACUAAUACCACCAUGUUCGCAAAUUAACUAAGCUCCCUCCCCUCUGAAAAUAAAAUAAAUAAAUAAAUAAAUAACGAUUUGCAGGUAGCACAUCCACAUAGUGGUUCUUCGUCUACCUGAUUCCUGGUCGAAUUGGAAUUUGGAAAUGUUGGUUUUUGAGGAGAGGGGAAAACCGGAGUACCCGGAGAAAAACCUCUCGGAGCAAAGGAGAGAACCGACAACAAACUCAACCCACAUAUGGCAUCGACGCCGGGAUUUGAACCCGGGCCACAUUGGUGGGAGGCGAGUGCUCCCACCAGUGCGCCACCCUUGCUCCCCUUCUCUAUUGAGCACCUCCCCAGUUCGAAAUAAAUAAGCCCCCGGGGAGUUAAAAGAGGAUUUACGAUAGAAAAAAAAAGCUAUAUUUAGAGCGGACUAAACGUUGAACCAAUAACCACAGAUAAGUGAAACAUGACGAAAAGUUUUCCUAACAGUAAGACUGACAAACCUUUAAUUUCCGACCUCGCCGACACAAUUUCCAGUUCGCUGAAAAUCAUAUUCUACCUUUUAAUUUUUGUUUUUGUUUUGUCUUUUUUAAGGCUGGCUGUCGGUAGGACCAAGUCUAACAAGUCGAAAUUUCUCCGCCGACCUGUACAACUCCUACUUUUCCAGCGGACCUGAAGACCUUCUUGUCGGCUGCACACAAGAAAUUGAGACUCUCAGACCUAAAUCGCCUACGGGGAAACAUAAAGGAGACGGAGGGGGGCGCGGAGGGGGAAAUGCCCCGAAUCGUGGGGGACCAGGUGCCAGGGCUCGGGGAGGGGUCCGUGGGGGAAUGAUGCGGGGUGUAGGUUUUCAAGGGAGUGGAGGAAGAGGUUUUGUGAGCUUUUCUGUUAGGUAA